CAAGGGAAGAAGAAACAGCCUCAUCCAUGGGCCCCACCUCAGACUACAACAACCACCAGAGAGCAGAUGGCCACCAGUCCUGGGGACCACAGGAGGCAUCCUGGGCUGCACACAAUGCACACCCCCACUGCCUGGCUCCCUCACCUCCCUGCUCCCUGUUGCUGGCGUUGAUCCUUGUCCUAUCAGGGGUCUCUGCACAGAGCAAUGGGAAUGAGAGACAGGUGCUGCAGCCUGAGGGCCCCAUGCUGGUGGCAGAAGGUGACACACUCCUCCUGAGGUGUAUGGUGCUUAGCUCCUGCAUGGAUGAUACAAUAAAAUGGGUCAAGGUGAGUGCCUAGGAUGAGCGAGAAGUGUAUAAUUUCCAACAUGGCUUCUUCCCUGGGGUGACACCCCUGAUCCAGCGCACAUUGGAGCCUCUCAGUUGCGAUUAUUCCAUCUAUAUCCACAACAUCACCAAGGAGCACAUAGGAACCUACUUGUGUGCGAAGUUUGAUGGCUUGAGCGAGGACUCAGAAAGGAAGCUGGACGAGGGCACCUCUGUGUUUGUAAAGGGAGCUAAAGACCCGGAACCAGGCCUCUGGAUCUUCCAGCCCCAGGAACUGGUGUUGGUGACCCCUGGAGACAUUGCCUUCCUGAACUGCACAGUGCUCGGAAAUGGUCCCCCUGGCCCCAUCAGGUGGUUCCGGGGGACUGGUCUGAACCGAGAAGCCAUUUACAACUUUGAAGGCAUCUCCCACCCCAAUGUGACAGCAGUGAGGGCCUCCAACAAUGACUUCAGUAUACAUCUGCAAGGUGUCUCCUUGGAAGAUGCUGGCACCUAUUACUGUAUAAAGUUUCAGAGGAAAUCCAACACGCAGUACCUGUCUGGACAGGGCAGCAGGCUGAGAAUGAAAGAGACAGAAUUCUCCAAUGAACCUGAGGCUCAGAUAGCUCCAACAGGCCUCCUGUCUGUGCUUACACCUGUGGUCCUGGGGCUGAAGGCAGUGACCUUGGCUGCACUCCUACUCACCCUGGCUGCCUGCAGGAGGAGCCUAGGCAAGAAGACUUCAAAACCCCAGCCUAGCACUGCAGUGAACAGCUUAGUAUGGAUCGAGGGGCAGGAGCAAGGGAUCAUCCCUGGUGUUGGAUCCUCUGACAUGGAGGUGAGCCAGGCUCCUCCACCAUCUCUCUGCCUUCAAUCCCAGCCUCCGCAUGCCAGCCGGGUCUAAUGACAAGUCUAGAUCCCUACGCCUGGCUGCAGUCACCUGGUAAAAUUCCCCACUUGGCACUGGACACCCCUCUGAUGGCUGCUUCUCUCUCCUCAGCCUGUUCAAGCCCUCCUGUUCUUUCCAGUCCUCUCCCUGGUUACAGCUCCUUCUGCCGUGCCUCCCACUUUCUGUCACUCUCCUUAGCUUUCUUGUCAUUCACCAUCCAACCCAGCGUCUUCUUCCCAGAAGAUGUUGCUGGGCAUUUCUACUCAUCCAGUGGAACACCUGUCUCCCUCCCAAACACACAUUCACAUCCCUCUCUCCCACUUUUUCCUUCUUUCCUUCCCCAGUGGCCGGCUUGGGUGGGUGUAAGAGAACACAGGUGUGGCAACUAACAAAGCUCUUGAAUAACAGUGGCUUAAACUAAAAAAAAAAGAGAGAGAGAGAGAUUUUUCUAGCAAUAUCCUGCUAUAAGCAACCCAGGCGGCACAUGGGCGCCCUAGUUUGGAGCCCAGGAUUCCUUGGUCUUGUAGGUACCAAGUCCUCAUCCCAGGCUUCAAGACUGGGGAGAGAGACAGGAAAAGGGAAUGACCCUCCCCCCUUUAAGGGCACAGUCUGGAAUUUGCAUCCCUCACCUCUCACUGGCUGGAAUAUGGUCACACCUAGCUGCAAGGAAGGCUGGGAAAUGUAGUCUAUAUUGUGGCAGCAAUGUGCUUCACUGAAAUGUUUCACUAAGGAGCUGGAGGGCAAAUGGGGUAACUGGAGAUCUCCACCACUAUGAAGUGAAGGCCUCCUCUUCCUUGCCACGUUCAAUACCUGAGCUUAAUUCCCAGUGGGGCAGCAUAAAGGAACGCACUUCUCAUUAAGAGUGCCUUUGACCUCCACUUGGAGGUUGCUACCGCCAUCUAGUGGUAGAGGCCGACGGUGCCGUCUAGCAACCUCUAACACACCGCUCAGCCCACCAUCAAGCAGUACCUGGCCCAGGUCUCCAGGGCCCUGAAGCCCAGAAGUACCAAAGAGUCUGAUGUGAGUGACUUCAAACCCUGAAAGAUCCUUCAGCGACACAACAUCGAGGACAAUAACAGGGACUUCUCGGCCCUGUGUGAGAACCGGGUCCAUCUCACACUUACUGAGACCCUAGUGAAAACAGAGUUUUGGACCCAAGGCCCAAACUCCAUAUGUCAGCUCAGGCCACCCGCCCCUAAAUGCCAAAUAAAGGGGUAUAGUGAAGGCAGAGAAAGGAGGUUUAUCACAUGGCUCGGAACAUGCCUUGGGAGUAAUCAGAGCAAGCACUCAGCUCAUCUUCAGUCAUCUUCGGGGUACAGCCAUGAGCUAUAGGUAUAAAUAGGCAAAAGAACUUGGGGCAGGGGACAAAGGCAUACAUAGUCUAACAGCCGCAAUCACAGGUGUAGUUGUGACUAGCAGAGCAGUCUUGUCAGGCAGGUGGUUUGGCUGGUCCAGUUUUGGAAAGUCACCCCAUGAAGGGAGUAAUAUGGUUCCUGCUUGAGAGGAUUCUUGGAAUAAUUGUCCUCACUGGGAGGGUAGCAGCUCCAGGUGGCUCCAGUUCAUUGUCAUAAAGAUAUUAUCAGUUUUGUCCUUUUGGGAAUCCAAGGUGAUUGUAA
This is a messenger RNA of Castor canadensis (American beaver), 2809 nucleotides long. RefSeq names its product signal regulatory protein beta 2 (gene Sirpb2). Lineage: Eukaryota; Metazoa; Chordata; Mammalia; Rodentia; Castoridae. The record is from RefSeq and is a predicted model, not a curated record.